Mirounga angustirostris (Northern elephant seal) is the source of this 3966-nucleotide messenger RNA. It is a transcript of the gene PPP6R1, whose product is annotated as protein phosphatase 6 regulatory subunit 1. Gene Ontology annotation, cellular component: nucleus; cytosol. NCBI's taxonomy places the organism in Eukaryota, Metazoa, Chordata, Mammalia, Carnivora, Phocidae. The transcript has 23 exons. The record is from RefSeq and is a predicted model, not a curated record. The coding region runs from base 516 to 3275 and encodes 919 amino acids. Gene Ontology annotation, molecular function: protein phosphatase regulator activity; protein phosphatase binding.
GCCGGGCGUCGGAGGCCCCGAGCGGACUGCAGAGCCCGGAGAUCCAGCCGGUUUGGGGAAAGGGGCGGCCAGGGAGGUGGGCCUCGGCUUCCGUCGGCCGCUGCUCAGCGCCGCGGCCUGUGCGGCCUGUGCAGGGAAGCGUCUUCCCUGACCGGCCUUUGCUUUCCCGCGCCGCGCCGGGCCGGCCCGGGCCAGCCGGGGCGACUUCCCCGCCGAGGGCCUCCGUGGGCCUCGCGACCGCGCUGACCUCCCCGCGCUCCCCGGCCGCCGGCGGGCCCCGGACCUCCGCCUCCGCCCGCUCGCAGCCGGCGCCGCCCCCCGAAGCCCGCGGCUCGGCGCGCCGGGGUCCCCCGCCAGGCCCGAAGGCGCGUGCGCGAGCGCGAGCCCCCGCCGCCGCCCCCCGCCCCCUCAUACCGGGCCCCUGAGCAGGGGCCGGAGCCUCCGGCGGCGGGGCGGGGGGGGCGCCCCGAUGAGCCCCGAGUGCGAGGAGCCGCCGCCCCCCCGCGCAGGGCGCCAUGUUUUGGAAGUUUGACCUGCACACGAGCUCACACCUGGACACGCUUCUGGAGCGGGAGGACCUGAGUCUGCCCGAGCUCCUGGACGAGGAGGACGUGCUGCAGGAGUGCAAGGUCGUCAACCGCAAGCUACUGGACUUCCUGCUGCAGCCGCCGCACCUGCAGGCCAUGGUGGCCUGGGUCACCCAGGAGCCGCCGGCCAGUGGCGAGGAGCGGUUGCGCUACAAGUACCCCAGCGUGGCCUGUGAGAUCCUGACCUCAGACGUGCCCCAGAUCAACGACGCGCUGGGCGCCGACGAGGCCCUCCUGAACCGGCUCUACGGCUUCCUGCAGAGCAGAAGCAGCCUCAACCCCCUGCUGGCCAGCUUCUUCAGCAAGGUCAUGGGCGUCCUUAUCAACCGCAAGACGGACCAGCUCGUGUCCUUCCUGCGGAAGAAGGACGACUUUGUGGACCUGCUGCUGCGGCAUAUCGGCACCUCGGCCAUCAUGGACCUCCUGCUGCGUCUCCUCACCUGCGUGGAGCGUCCACAGCUGAGGCAGGAUGUGGUCAACUGGCUCAACGAGGAGAAGAUUGUGCAGCGGCUUAUAGAACAGAUCCACCCGUCAAAGGACGACAGUCAACAUUCCAACGCAUCUCAGUCCCUGUGCGACAUCAUCCGCCUGAGCCGGGAGCAGAUGAUCCAGGUCCAGGACAGCCCGGAGCCCGACCAGCUGUUGGCCACCCUGGAGAAGCAGGAGACGAUCGAGCAGCUCCUGAGCAACAUGCUGGAGGGGGAGCAGAGCCAGUCUGUCAUCGUGAAUGGGAUCCAGGUGCUGCUGACCCUGCUGGAGCCCAGGAGGCCAAGGUCCGAGUCUGUGACCGUGAACAACUUCUUCAGCAGCGUGGACGGACAGCUGGAGCUCCUGGCCCAGGCGACCCUGGACAGCACCACGUCCAGCGUGGGCGUCCUGCACGCCCUGCGCCCACGGCUCGGCCGUUUCCACCAGCUCCUGCUUGAGCCCCCCGAGCUGGAGCCGCUGCGAACUACGUGGGGCAGCCUGGCCCCGCCGCUGGGCAACACCCGGCUGCAUGUGGUCAAGCUGCUGGCCAGCGCUCUGAGCGCCAACGAUGCGGCCCUGACCCAGGAGCUCCUGGCGCUGGACGUGCCCAACACCAUGCUGGACCUCUUCUUCCACUAUAUGUUCAACAACUUCCUGCAUGCCCAAGUGGAGUUGUGUGUGAGUGCCCUGCUGAGCACUGCACCUCCCUCCGACAGUGGCCUCGAGAUGGCUGCCCCGAGCCCCGUCCUGAAACACCUGCUGCAGCAGUGCCGCCUGGUGGAGCGCAUCCUGACCUCCUGGGAGGAGAACGACCUCGUGCAGUCUGCCGGGGGCCCCCGCAAAGGCUACAUGGGCCACCUGACGAGACUGGCCAACGCUCUGGUGCAGAACACGGAGAAGGGGCCCAACGCCGAGCAGCUGGGCCGGCUGCUGAAGGAGCUGCCCGGAGAGCAGCAGGAGCGGUGGGAGGCCUUCGUGUCUGGAGCCCUGGCAGAGACCAACAAGAGGAACGCCGUGGACCUGGUGAGCACCCACCACCUGCACUCCUCCAGCGACGACGAGGACGACCGGCUCAAGGAGUUCAACUUCCCUGAGGAGGCAGUGCUGCAGCAGGCCUUCAUGGACUUCCAGAUGCAGCGCAUGACCUCGGCCUUCAUCGACCACUUUGGCUUCAAUGACGAGGAGUUUGGGGAGCAGGAGGAGAGUGUGAACGCGCCUUUCGACAAGACAGCCAACAUCACCUUCUCCCUCAACGCCGAUGACGAGAACCCCAACGCCAACCUGCUGGAGAUCUGCUACAAGGACCGCAUCCAGCAGUUCGACGACGAGGAGGACGAGGACGAGGACGAGGAGGAGGGCCAGGGCUCCGGGGAGUCCGACGAGGAGGACGGCGCCUGGCAGGGCAGCCAGCUGGCCCCGGGAGCCCGCCGGGGCCAGCCCCCAGCCGUGCGGAGUGGAGGCAGCACAGACAGCGAGGAGGACGACGAGGACGACGAGGACGACGAGGACGACGGCGAAGGCCAUGCGGCUGGUGGGGGGACCGGGCCCCCCUCGCAGCCUAGCCCUGGCUCCCAGCCUCCGGGCCCCAGCUGGACAGCCACCUUUGACCCAGUGCCUACAGACGCCCUGACCGGCCCCCGAGACUGUGGGGAGAAGGAGCCGAGCCCCGGGCUUCUCGCCCCACAGGGGUCCCUCGGCGUACCCCGGGGCCUCCCCGCCCUGAGCCCGGCCGGCCCUGCGGCCUGCACCGCCCUGCAGCUCAGGUCUCAGGACCCCGCAUCCCUGUCAGCACCUCAGGAAGCCACAGACGGCAGCCAAGUAGCAGAGCCCUCGGUGCAACCAGAGACCCUGCUACCUCUGUUCCAGCCCCCGGGGCCUGCCAGCACCCCCGGACCACGGAGGGGGAGAAGAGCCCAGAGCCCUCGGGGCUCCCCCAGAGCCAGAGUGCCCAGGCCCUCGAGCCGCCUCCGAUGCCCAAUGGCUCUGCCCCGGGAGGGCCAGCACCCCUGGGCUCCCAGUAACUGCCUGGUCCCGGUGGUGGCGGCUAAAUCCUCCAUACUCCACGUGGACCUUGCCCGAGUGGGGGCAGGGCGGGUCCCACGAUGGCCCUGUUGCCCCAUCACCCCAUCCCCACCUUGUCUGCCCCCACGUUCUCUCUUCUGGACUCCCAGGAGCCAGGUGCCAGGGAGUCAGGCCCCUACCCACCCCCAUUUGCACUGAGAAAAGAAAUUAUGGAGUUUUGUCUCCUAGAAUAAAGAAACAAUUGAAUAGAGAGAAAGGAGAGAGAGAGAGAGAGACCUAUAUUAUAUAUUAUAUAUAGAGAGAGAGCGGGUGGGUGGAGAGCCAGGAGGAGGCCCGGCCGGGCGGGCAGCGGGUGGGACCUUCAUCCCAUCUCGGUGGGGGCUCUGUUGGGGUCCCAAGGUCAUUGUCUGCCCUCCCCUCCCACCAUGCCCCAGCCUCCGGUGCAGAUGCCCACACCCACACUCGGCCCAGGCCCACCUCCGGGGAGGGCUCGAGUGGGGGCCGUGCCUUUGCCCAAACCCUUGCCCUGGACCCUGCACUUUGACCCAGGCUGGGAGAUAAAGGAUCCUCUGCCUGGCCCUGUUGGCUCUAUGGGAGCUGGCGGUCCCCGUCCAAGGGGGUCUCCCCGGUGACAUUCCCAAGGGGCCCCAGUGCACUCACUGAGACCGCCCCCCCCACCCCCCGCACCUCCCAUGGACCCUGGGGCGGGGGGUUGGCAAGGGUCCGGCUGGGGUCCCCUUCCCGUGCCCAAGGAUCUGGGGUCCAGCCCAGCUGCCAAGUGACCUUGUCCCAGCUCCCUCUCCCCAGGCUGGUGUGAGUGUGUGUGUGUUCGUGCUGAGCUUCUAUUUCAUAUUGCAAAUAUAAAUAAAUAAAGAUCGUUUAAGAUUCC